AAACAAAUGGACGGCGGUACUCCAAUCAGUGAGCAUCAUUCCAUCAACAUUGAUCAACGACAGCGUAGAUCGACCGUCGCCAGCCAUGCUGUUGAGGAACAAUUACUGUCACUGUCACCAUCAUCACCCAAAAGCACAUCGUGGCAUCAUGACAGUGAUAGUGAAAAAGUACGCUCACAAAGCGAAGCGCUUCAACAAACCUUUGAUGACCUGGACCGAGAAUCUCGCCACAGCCACGAUUAUAACGCUUCCAUCGUGCAAGAAUCGUCGAUAAUAAGUCGUACACCAUCACCUAUAAGUAAUGUGCAGUGUCCCAUCGUAACGCCUAAUUUAUACGUUCCACUGCCAACUACAAUCCGACAUUAUUUACAUGAACCGAAGCCAGAUAUAUUAGCAUUCCUUCCUUAUCCAUUGCGAACGCGUCAGCCUGUCAGCAAACGCUUACAGCGGAUUCCAAACAUUUUUAUAUCCGGCUCGUUAGUGACUCAAGAUGAUCAUCACCAACGACUGAGCAUGCUGCCGCCUUUGAGAAAACGACACAGUCUAGCUAGCGGUCAAAUCGACAGACUCGUGCAUGCUCACAGGGAUGCCAUGGUUGCUGCUACUGCCAAGUUUCAAAAUGAAUCUGAUCUUUGGUGGCCCGCACCCAUGCAUACAACACCUGAGCCGGAAACAACAGCAGACGGAUACUUCGAUUAUAAACCAUCGUCGCCCAACUCUUCUUCUGACAAGAUAUCCUCAUCGGAGAUGCCUCCUCCUGUCAUAUCACCUCCACGCCAUCCGUUCGAAGCAUAA
Molecule: messenger RNA, 795 nt
Organism: Zychaea mexicana
Lineage: Eukaryota; Fungi; Mucoromycota; Mucoromycetes; Mucorales; Lichtheimiaceae
Exons: 2
Coding region: 7-795 (262 amino acids)
Source: RefSeq, a predicted model, not a curated record